CUACUACUUGCAUACCCGAUUGGGAAUCCUACGGGGGCUGCGUCAUAGCAAAAGACAAUGAUUUCAUUGAGAUUUUUCUAUAUGUAACUCCGGGCUCCCUUUCUUCGGAGCUUGUUCAGCUAAACCUCCGCUCGAACAGUCACAGAUAACGAAGCGACUCUCAAGUCUUAAGCAAAAGUCUGCUAGCAUUUUAUUGAAUUUAUCCAAAAAUCUCAUAUUUAUAAAGAUGCAUUUCUCGUCAGCAACCCCAAUCAUUCUCUCUAUUGCUCUAUCUCAAUCUGCCCUCGCCAACCAACAAUUUGACAUCCCUCCCAUCGCUACAUCAGCCAUCAAUAUCGCAAACUCAUAUGCCUCAGAAUAUUCCACAAUACCACCAGACGCAGCUUCACAGGUCAGUGCUGCCGAGUCACUUGCCUCGUCUUACGCCAGCUACGGCGAGAGCAUUGCCAGUUCGUACGAAAGCGAAUACGGCGGUAGUGGUUCUACCACCACCACUACUACUACUACCGGCUCCACUACGAGUUCAUCUACAGCCUCAUCUACCACCAGCUCAGCAUGGACUACGACUAGUACAACUACUAGCACAACAACGGGAGAUGACGGAUCUGUCGGCGUAACAACGCUCACUGGAACACAGACACAAACGCGCACCGUAUCGGUGUCAGCAAGUACUGCUGGGGCCGCCAACUUGAUAGCCUCAACUGGGACUUGGGGGUUGGGAGUCAGUGGUGCUGGUGUUGCUGGAAUCCUUGGAAUUGCGGGUGCUAUUGGCGGUUUAGCUGUUCUUCUUUGAGUGAUCCGUAUGA
This is a messenger RNA of Talaromyces proteolyticus, 806 nucleotides long. RefSeq lists its product as uncharacterized. Bases 227 to 793 code for a protein of 188 amino acids. Lineage: Eukaryota; Fungi; Ascomycota; Eurotiomycetes; Eurotiales; Trichocomaceae. The transcript is spliced from 2 exons. The record is from RefSeq and is a predicted model, not a curated record.